Messenger RNA from Capsaspora owczarzaki ATCC 30864, 850 nucleotides. Its product is annotated as isopentenyl pyrophosphate isomerase. Gene Ontology annotation, cellular component: cytoplasm. Gene Ontology annotation, molecular function: isopentenyl-diphosphate delta-isomerase activity. The transcript is spliced from 6 exons. Gene Ontology annotation, biological process: isoprenoid biosynthetic process; isopentenyl diphosphate biosynthetic process. The record is from RefSeq and is a predicted model, not a curated record. Lineage: Eukaryota; Filasterea; Ministeriida; Capsasporidae. The coding region runs from base 33 to 749 and encodes 238 amino acids.
UUUUAUUCCAUUCGUUCCACACACUCUUCACAAUGGUGACGGCAGAGGCCACGAUGACGACCUCGUCCGGCGAUGACCACCUCGCUGGCUACGACGCCGAGCAAGUGCGACUGAUGGAAGAAGUGUGCAUUCUGGUCGACGAGGACGACCGCGCCGUUGGUCCCGAGAGCAAGAAGAACUGCCAUUUGAUGGAGAAUAUCAACAAGGGCAUGCUGCACCGAGCAUUCUCAGUCUUCUUGUUCAACUCGAAGGGCGAGCUUUUGCUGCAACAGCGUGCGGACGAGAAAAUCACCUUCCCAGGCCAUUACACCAACACGUGCUGCUCGCAUCCGCUGUACAUUGCCGGCGAGCUCGAGGAGGCCGGUGCCGUCGGCGUCAAGCGAGCAGCCCAGCGCAAGCUCGAGCAAGAGCUUGGAAUAAAGCCCGACGAGGUUCCUCUUGAUGCCUUCAACUACCUAACGCGCAUCCACUACAAGGCUCCUUCCGACGGCAAGUGGGGCGAGCACGAAGUGGAUUACAUUCUCUUCCUCCAGCGAGACGUCAACGUGAAUGCCAAUCCCAACGAAGUCAAGAGCUACCGGUACUUGUCGCAAGACGAGCUCAAGCGGCUACUGUCAGAUGCGGAAGCAAAUGGCAUGCCCGUAACGCCCUGGUUUAAGCUGAUUGUCGAAACCUUCCUUUACAAGUGGUGGGACCAGCUUUCCACCGUCGCCUCCUUGUCGGAUCCUGCAACCAUCCAUCGCCUUUGAAUGCCUUCAAUUUUGUUUAUGAAAGUUUUUCUUGUAUCUCAAUCAUUAGUACAUUCUGCACAAAACUAUCGUUGGUUGCAUUGGAAAAAAAACAAAACCAA